Molecule: messenger RNA, 873 nt
Organism: Triticum urartu
Lineage: Eukaryota; Viridiplantae; Streptophyta; Magnoliopsida; Poales; Poaceae
Source: RefSeq, a predicted model, not a curated record
UAUAAAAACCCACGCAGAGGCAGAGCAGAGCAGAGCAUCGCACACACGCACGCUCGGAGUCAAAGAUAAGCUAGAUAAAUAGUCCAGAGUUCACACAUCAUGCGCGCUCCGGCGAACCUCCUGCACCGCGCGGCCCUCGCGAACAGUGGCCCGGGCGAGCCAUCGUCGUCGCCGGUGAGUAUGAAGGCACCUGAGCAGCAGCAGCAGACGGCGCCUCCGAUGGCGGUCAACUCGGACAUGGUGCUCAUCCUAGCGUCGUUGCUAUGUGCGCUCGUCUGCGUCCUCGGCCUCGCCCUCAUCUCCCGGUGCACGUGCCGACGCCGCCGCUCGGCCUCAUCAUUCGAUGACGCUCCUCCUCCCCCGAAGGGCCUCAAGAAGAAAGUUAUCCACGCGCUCCCCACCGUCUCCUUCGUCGCCAACGGGCCUUCUCCGACGCCGGCGACAGGCUCGUCGUCAGAAUGUGCGAUCUGCCUGGCGGAGUACAUGGAGGGGGAGGCCCUGCGCGUGCUGCCACGGUGCGGCCACGGCUUCCAUGUCGCAUGCGUCGACGCCUGGCUCCGGACCUGUGCCACGUGCCCCUCCUGUCGUGCCCCCAUCGUUGCCACGCCCGCGGGGCCGGCGUCGACAACCACGGUGGUCGUCGUGGCGGCGGCAAACAACAGGUGCGGGAGGUGCGGCGAGCUGGCGGCGCCGACCGGUGGUGACGAUGACACGUUUUUACCUUAGUUUGAAAUUAAUCAGGUUUGUAGUAUUGUUCUCUCUCUCUCUCUCUCUCUGCUUUUUAGCUAGGUCGUGUUGUACAUUCAAUUUGUCUUCACAAGUUGAUUUUGUAAAGUAAAACUUAUGUGUUCCUUAAGAUUUGCCAUUUAAUUA